This is a messenger RNA of Parnassius mnemosyne (clouded apollo), 966 nucleotides long. The record is from the annotation of a GenBank genome assembly. Lineage: Eukaryota; Metazoa; Arthropoda; Insecta; Lepidoptera; Papilionidae.
AUGGACAUAAACGAGGACAUGAUUAAGACGGAGGUCAGUAAUUUCGUUUCCAGUUUACAACGGUUACUGCCGAAGAAAAAGGAUAUCAUUGUAUUUGAACCUAUCAAGACCAAACUGUCAAGACUUAGUGACAUACAUACGGAAGCUAAGAAUGUGUUUCCAAAGUGUUUUGUUGGUACUAAGCUAGUCAUAUUAAGACAAAUAAUGGACAAAGUUAAAUUGGUGCAGCAAUAUAAUUAUGGAAAAACGAAAGAAAACUAUCACAGCUACAAGCAGUACUUGAAUAAUGAAAUGGAAACGAAGCUUAUUAAUGAUGGCUUAUUAUUGGACUCUACUGGCUCAGCAACGGCGACGUAUAAAGAAAACAUUGAAGGAGCGUAUCAAGUCCGACUUACUUCGAAAAUCAAAGACCUUAUAUCGUCAGAGACUGAAGUAGAAAUUGAAAGGGAAGGUGAUAAAUCAAUAAAUUCUUUUUCAUUUAGAAUGAACGAUAUGGAUCCGAAGACACUGAAAACGGUCACACAAUGUAUGUAUCAAGUGCAUCCUGAUUUUUGUGUUGGUACUGAGCUAGGUUUUAAGCCGUUAUCGUAUCCAGUAUUGCCUGAGCUGUCUAUCAGUGCAAGAUAUAGCAAGCCAAAUUUUACAUUGUCAUCUACAAUAAGUAAAGUGGGCUUUCAAGUGUGUCUCUUUAAGAAGUUUGCGAAAGAUUUACGAAUAGCAACAAUAAUUAACGAGGGGCAUCGAGCUCGAGUAACUGUUGGACUUGCGCUUCAUAAAUCAUACGAAAAUGGUUCAGAAUUAAAAAUGUUUGUCGACACACAGCGAUGUGGCGGAUUCACAUUUCAAAAAGAUGUUUAUUUUCGAGAAUCACCAAACGAAAUCAGAGUUCUACGUCUUGUGGCAAGCACUCUAAUAGACGGACAAAGGCGAGUACGACUUGGUUUUGGAUUCAAUCUAGACUUUUGA